Fusarium verticillioides 7600 is the source of this 1383-nucleotide messenger RNA. RefSeq lists its product as hypothetical. The transcript has 3 exons. The record is from RefSeq and is a predicted model, not a curated record. Bases 1 to 1383 code for a protein of 460 amino acids. NCBI's taxonomy places the organism in Eukaryota, Fungi, Ascomycota, Sordariomycetes, Hypocreales, Nectriaceae.
AUGGUUCUGGAUGUUAUCACCAACACCAUGGGGGCGGCCUCAUCACAACUUGUCAGAUUGUUCACCCUCACUGAGCACCUCGAGCGAUGGAUCAAGACUGUCGUGAGUUAUUGUAACGAGAUCAUUGGUCUCGUCCAGCGAAACACUCGCAUUUUGCUUUCAUUGCACGACAUCGUGAUGAGAUUGGAAUCCGCAAUGAGAACGCCCACCAUAAGCCUUCCGGUCUUAGAAUUCGAGAAUCCCUUUGGUAUCAAAAUGGCCCUUCCCUAUCAAAUGUGUGACACCUGGGAGGGUCUGUGCCGACUGCUCGUCGUGAUGUUCUACAACAAGCCUGGACGGCUCCUCGUCGAGCAACGACGGUUUGUCAUUGUGCAAUCACAGACAAAUAUGCCUAUCAAUCCACAGAACUGGUCAACAUCUGUUGUUCCCGGGGAUUCACUAAACAUGUCUAUCCUAGUGGAACGUCUUGGCAUCCAGUCUACUAGAUUUUCGUGCCUCAGAUGCGACCACGUGUUCGAGUCAAGAAAGUCUAGUCCUAGCCGCGGGUAUCAGUGCCCCAAAUGCCUCCUUUGGUCAGAUAUUGCAGAUGGGGCGCAAUUGGGCAUCUCGUCUGAUUCUAGUAGUUUGUCGGUUCCUCUCCCCCCUCCUGAACCCGUACAGUGGGACUCGUGGAAUGGGCUGUGGGAAUCAAGAUUCAGACAGCCACAGGCGCUGUCGCGAUUACGAAACUCUGGCAUGCCAUUUGACAGAAGUCCUGUUGGGAGCACCGACGACGAAGAAGUGGAUGUGUCCGCCUUUCGACGUGUUCACGUCAUUCCAUUCGAGGGUGAUCUUUUACGAUCAGUCGUCAGAAUCGGAGCUCGAUGUCGAGAUGUCAUCCUCAGGUAUGCGGCGAAUUUCGAACCCAACAACCCCCAGCUUCCUCCCGAAACAGUACUUGAAUUUAAAAAGCUCGUGCAGGAGUUGAAUGAGCUCAAGGCGACUGGUAUUUAUCCACUUGCCGAAUUGAAUGCACGUCAAGGGACAAAGAGUCACAAAGAAGUCCUAGACUACUGGAUUCAAAGAACUGCCCAGGUAUUGCAUCAUCCUAUCCAUGACCCAUUAUUCAAAGCUAGAGUAUCACGAGAUGAGAUAGAGGGGAUCGCGAAGUGGAUGGGCAGCCCUGCACCACUUGACCAACCCCCAACUCUAACGGAACUUGGGUCCGGCUCCUUUCGUGAUGAGUAUUGCAGAAACGAGCACCUGAAGCGGUUCCCCAACAGGCAAAAUCAAGCCAACUUUUCAUUGACUCAACAUAUCUUACAUGACGGCUCAAAAUGGACAUUAGACUCUAUUGGAUGGAAUGGAAUGUACGACACAGUGCGGGAUCUGGAGGAUGAAUGA